UUGGUCUACUGUGAUGUGUGACUUCUUGUUAGCUGUAUGUUGACUUGAAAGUUCAAAAGAAUGUUGGGGAUUUAUCUGUUUUUAGUGGUAAAUGUAGUUAUUUAAAACGACCACACGGGGACAUUGUAGACCAUCACAUUUUGAUGUUCAUCUUGGUUGCUUCAGGCUCCUCCCAGAUUCAGAGGAUGCUGAUGUUUCUCGGGGCUUUGUUACAAAGAGACGCAGUGGAAGAAUGGAUUGCGUGGCCAUCAUUUUGUCUGUUACCCCCUAAAGGAGAGGAAACUGGAUUCUGGCACUUUGCUUUCAUCCUGAAUUUUUGAGACUAGAAUCCAUAUGCUCUGUUCACGUUGGAUACAAAUAUGUCGACGCGGAGUUUACGGAGAACAUUUGGGAUUUUUAUAGUCGUUGUUAUUUUGGAUUGUUGCUGGGAAGCGGUAUUUGGACAGCUCUCUUACUCUGUAUCAGAGGAGGUAAUCCAGGGGACAUCUGUGGGAAAUCUCGCUAAAGAUCUAAACCUUAAUGUUCACGAUUUGGAAGCACGUAUGUUUCAGAUUGUAAGCGGAUCAAAUAGAAAAUAUUUCGACGUAAAUCUGAAAACUGGAGUUCUAUAUGUCAAUGAAAGAAUCGACCGCGAGGAGCUGUGUGCUAAGGCUACAAAAUGUACUGUCGAUGUAGAGGCCGUAAUCAACAAUCCACUCAAGCUUUACCGUUUGGAGGUAAAUAUAGUCGAUAUAAACGAUAAUGCGCCAUAUUUCCCUGAGAAUUUGCAGUCUCUUAACAUUGCUGAAAGUACUGUGCAAGGAGGGAAAUUUGGAUUCAUAGGGGCAUCGGAUCUCGAUGUUGGUAAGAAUAGUGUUAGUACAUACAAGAUAAGUCCAAAUGAUUAUUUUUCUUUAGAGAUUCACAAAGGGGGAGAGGCUGUGUCUGCCGAGCUUGUGCUUCAGAAAGCUUUAGACCGAGAAAAACAAGGCACUGUAAGACUUAUAGUGACAGCAGUCGACGGAGGAAAUCCACCUAAAUCAGGAACGUCUCAGAUCAUUAUCAAUGUUUUAGACAUUAAUGACAACGCUCCGGUUUUCAGCAGUUCUUUAUACAAGGCACGGAUUUCUGAGAAUUUAGCAGUAGGCAAAACUGUUAUAACUCUGAAUGCAACAGACGCAGAUGAGGGAUUAAAUGCUGAAAUCGAAUAUUCUUUGAGAAGUAGAGGUCAGGAUCAUGUUAUAGAGGUAUUUGACAUAGAUUCUAAAACAGGUGCGAUUUUAAUCAGAGGUAAGAUCGACUAUGAAGAACAUCCUGCGUUUGAGAUUCAUGCACAGGCCAGUGACAAAGGCCAGCCUCCGAUGUCGGCUCAUUGUAAGGUGCUGGUAGAAGUGGUGGACCUAAAUGACAACGCUCCUGAGAUCACUGUGACGUCACUAUUAAACACAGUGAAGGAGGACACCGAAGUUGGUACUGCUAUAGCACUUGUCUCUGUACUGGACAAAGAUGGUGGAAAAAACGGUGUAGUAAAAGCGGUCAUUCUGAAUGAGAGUCCCUUCAAAUUGGACACAAAUUAUAAAAACUAUUAUUCGUUAGUAGUUGAUGGUGCACUUGACAGAGAAACUAUGGCCGAGUACAAUGUCGUUAUCGUCGCAACUGAUGAAGGGACUCCACCUCUCUCCAGCACCAACAUAGUGACAGUUCAUGUUUCUGACGUCAAUGAUAACCCGCCUCGCUUCACAGAGCCGCUGAUUAAUGUUUAUGUGAAAGAGAACAGUCCAGUAGGAGCAGUUAUUAAAACGGUGACUGCAGUUGAUGUCGAUAUCAGUCAAAACGGUCAGGUGAGCUAUUCUUUUUUACAAAGUAACAGUAACCCAGUACCGCUAUCUACAAUAGUAAACAUCAACUCAGAAACUGGAGAUAUAGUCAGCCUGCAGUCUUUUAACUAUGAAGAGUUAAAAAUGUUUCAGUUUAAAGUUCAGGCCACAGACUCUGGUGUUCCUCCGCUCAGCAGCAACGUGACUGUGAACGUUUUAAUCCUGGAUGAAAAUGACAAUAAUCCAACAAUUCUCGCGCCCUAUUCUGAGCACGGCUCCGUUAACAGUGAGAGCAUCCCCUAUUCUGCUGAAGCGGGAUACUUUGUGGCAAAGAUCAGGGCUGUAGACGCAGACUCUGGAUACAAUGCUCUGCUUUCUUAUCACCUGUCUGAGCCCAAAGGAAACAACCUCUUCCGGAUCGGAACCAGCACCGGAGAAAUCAGGACUAAGAGGAGAAUGAGUGACAAUGACCUGAAAACUCACCCCUUGGUGGUGUUGGUUUCUGAUAACGGAGAACCCUCCCUGUCAGCUACUGUGUCUAUUGAUGUGGUGGUGGUUGAAAGCACAGCUGACAUCCAGACUCAGUUCAGACAUGUGCCCAUAAAGGAGGAGAGCUUCUCUGAUUUAAACCUGUAUCUGCUGAUCGCCAUCGUGUCGGUGUCAGUGAUCUUUCUGCUGAGUCUCAUCAGUUUAAUAGCUGUCAGAUGCCACAGGACAGACGGCAGUUUCAGCAGGUACAGCGCCCCAAUGAUCACCACCCACCCUGACGGGAGCUGGUCUUACUCUAAAUCUACUCAGCAGUAUGACGUGUGUUUCAGCUCAGACACGAUGAAGAGUGACGUAGUGGUUUUCCCCGCACCGUUUCCGCCUGUAGAUGCUGAGCUGAUCAGUAUUAACGGAGGAGACACUUUUACCAGAACUCAGACUUUACCUAACACAGACAAGGUAAGGGUACCACGCUUAUAAUGCCACAAAUUAAGA
Sander lucioperca (pikeperch) is the source of this 2777-nucleotide messenger RNA. Its product is annotated as protocadherin alpha-4-like. The record is from RefSeq and is a predicted model, not a curated record. Gene Ontology annotation, cellular component: plasma membrane. The coding region runs from base 360 to 2762 and encodes 800 amino acids. Gene Ontology annotation, biological process: homophilic cell-cell adhesion. NCBI's taxonomy places the organism in Eukaryota, Metazoa, Chordata, Actinopteri, Perciformes, Percidae. The transcript has a single exon. Gene Ontology annotation, molecular function: calcium ion binding.